GAUUUUUGUUUUUUUUUUCCUUUGAUGAUUGCGGUAGCUAGAUUUAUAGUUUCUUUUUUUGUUUCCUUUGGCUGUUGCUCAUUACCAUUUUUGGCAUGUUCUUUCAUUUAUUGUCCAAUUCAAGCUGCAUAAUGGAAUUUCAGUUUGUUUUACGUGACCUUAAAUUCUGAAUUCGGGGCUGUUUAGAGAUAUCAUUGCAGUUCAAUACAAGAUUGGAAUUUUGAGUGUUAUUUGAACAGCUCAAGGCUUAGUGUGCAAAGUUAACUCCAAAAUCCAUGGAUAAAGAUGGUAGGGUGGAAGAGAAUGUUGAUUUGAGAAGCGGUGUGGAAUUGGUGAGAUCCGUUUCUGAUAAGCAUAAGCAUUUUGAUCUUUUAAGGCCCUUUGCUCGGAAUUAUUCAAGAGGACAAGCAGUGGAUGCAACGGGACGUGAAAAGGGAAAGUAUGUCUUAAUUAGAGAUCCAGAGGACUUCCAAACAGGAACUUAUGAUAAGCCACUCCCAUGUUUUGGAUGUGGAAUUGGAUGGUUCUCAUUUCUUUUUGGAUUUCUAUGCCCUCCUAUGUGGUACUAUGCAACAAUUCUUUAUUUUGGAAAUCAUUAUCGGAAGGACCCUAGGGAACGGGCGGGGCUGGGAGCUUCUGCAAUUGCUGCAUUAGUUUGCUCUGUAGCAUUGCUGAUAAUUGCAGCAACCCUUCUGUUAAAAUCGCCAUACCUCUAUUUUUAAUUCAAAUGCGAAGGUGAAAAUCAAGAAGCAAAAACAUUUGAAAGCGAUUCUGACAGCAUAUCAAUUGGACAUAAGUAUAUAACAACUACAAAAUAUGUGGGGAAAAAUUGGAUUUUGUUUGGGAUUUGUGAAGUAAUCCGGCGCAAGAAAUCUGUCUGCUACACAAGUUGAGAAAAUAUGAUUUGUUGUAUCACUAUUUGUUUGAUAAUUUUUCUGAAUUGAUGUAUACUGACAAGAAAUCUUAUGGUUUGUACAUGAAUCUCCCAAAAUUACAUUAUUUUUUUAAUAACAGGAGUGAUAUACUGAA
This is a messenger RNA of Cicer arietinum (chickpea), 1029 nucleotides long. NCBI's taxonomy places the organism in Eukaryota, Viridiplantae, Streptophyta, Magnoliopsida, Fabales, Fabaceae. The record is from RefSeq and is a predicted model, not a curated record.